This is a messenger RNA of Anolis sagrei ordinatus, 664 nucleotides long. The record is from RefSeq and is a predicted model, not a curated record. NCBI's taxonomy places the organism in Eukaryota, Metazoa, Chordata, Lepidosauria, Squamata, Anolidae.
GAGGCAUGGCGGCGGGUCCGGGCUCGCGCAGCCUCGUCCUCACGGGAGCCAAUCGCGGGAUCGGCCUGGAGCUGGUCCGCCAGCUUUUGACCGCCGCGGAGCCUUCGCCUGCAGCCGGGAGCCAGGCUUUUCUGCCUCUGCUGAAGAAGGCAGCCAAGGAAAGCAGUCAGGAUGGGCUCAGUUGCAGGAAAGCAGCCAUCAUCAACAUUUCGUCCGUCUUAGGCUCCAUGGAGUCAGUCCCACUCAACUACACCAAGCCCGCCGUGCCCUACCGCUGCAGCAAGGCCGCUCUAAACAUGCUGACAAAGUGCCUCUCUCUGAGCUAUGCAGGAGACGGGGUUUUGUGCACCGCGGUCCAUCCUGGCUGGGUGAAGACAGACAUGGGAACCCAAGAGGCCGACUUGAGUGUAGACGAGAGCGUACGGGGGAUUAUCAGUGUGCUUUCCAAGCUUGGUGACAAGCACAACGGCGUCCUUGUGAACUGGAAGGGAAACAAUGUUCCUUGGUGAAGGUGCGACACAAGCCACGCAGUCAAAGUGGCAGUCGAUGACAUCAGUCUCUUUCUUUGGCAGAUGCCAUGUGAUGCUCAGGGCCCAAAAAGCACUGUAACUCCAAUUAUUUGUGUGUGUUUCGCACACAACUAAUAAACUUUUACUUCCAGGAA